This is a messenger RNA of Tachysurus vachellii, 6727 nucleotides long. RefSeq names its product kelch-like family member 5 (gene klhl5). Bases 110 to 2314 code for a protein of 734 amino acids. Gene Ontology annotation, molecular function: protein binding. The transcript has 11 exons. NCBI's taxonomy places the organism in Eukaryota, Metazoa, Chordata, Actinopteri, Siluriformes, Bagridae. The record is from RefSeq and is a predicted model, not a curated record.
CUCUUCCUCCUUGUGCCGUUCCCUCGCGCACGCCUCCUCGUCUUCGUCCUCUUCCUCCUCCUCCUCCUCCUCCCCGUCACACUCCUGUCGCGCGCACCGGAGUCGCGGGAUGUCGGUCCCCGGCAGGAAAGACUUCGACGUGAAGCAGAUCUUGCGCAUCCGCUGGCGCUGGUUCGGCCACGCGAUGUCCCCGCCUCUGGUGGAGGAGCUGCUCUCUAGAACCGGAGACCUCCACCGUCACCAUCAGCAUAACCGUCCGCACGCGCUCGGGAGCCCGGACGCCGCCUCGGCGAGCAGCGCGAGCGCCCACGUUAACUCUCCCGUUAGCGUGAACCGAAAUAAGUUGAGCGCCUCCGCGUGUGCUCUUCCUCCUCCUCUUCCUCCUCCUCCUCCUCAUCGCUCCACGAGCCAGCAGGAGUGCGGAAGCACCGCGUUCACGUCUCCGUCUCACUCUCGCUCCGCUUCCGACGUGACCUGCGAGGGCACCGAACAACGUAACGGCACCACGGGCGAAGACGCGGAGAACAACAACACCACCAAAGGGGAGAGCGAAUCGAGCUCGUGCAGGACAUCAAACAGCAGCGCAACUCUGUCCUCAUGCGUGUCCAUGGAGCCGUGUGUGCCUGAUGAACUCUUCCAGUCGCACAGCCACGCCGAACACACCUUCAAGCGCAUGGAGACCUACCUGAGGACCCGCAAACUAUGUGACGUGGUGCUCGUAGCCGGGGAUCGCAAAAUACCUGCGCACAGGUUAGUCUUGUCCUCCGUGUCCGAUUACUUUGCAGCCAUGUUCACCAGCGACGUCCGAGAGGCCAAGCAAGAAGAGGUGAAAAUGGAGGGCGUGGACCCAGAUGCAUUGUGGGUGUUGGUGCAGUAUGCAUACACGGGGCGGUUGGAGUUGAGGGAGGACACCAUCGAGUCUCUGCUGUCGGCGGCGUGUUUGCUGCAGCUCUCGGCCGUAGUUCAGGCCUGCUGUAGCUACCUGAUGAAGCAGCUGCAUCCGUCCAACUGCCUGGGAAUCCGCUCAUUUGCUGACGCUCAGGGCUGCCAGGACCUGCACAAAGUGUCCCAUAACUACACCAUGGAACACUUCUUGGGUGUGAUGAAGAAUCAGGAGUUUCUGCUGCUCCCAGCGUGUGAGGUGGAGAAGCUCUUGGUGUCAGAUGAUAUGAAUGUUCCGGAUGAGGAGACGGUGGUGUCAGCUCUGCUCAGCUGGGUGCAGUACGAUUCUGCCAGCCGCCAGUCACAGCUUCCCGCACUGCUUCAACACGUCCGCCUGCCUCUGCUCAAACCCCAGUUUUUAGGGGACAUGGAGUCCAACCCGUUGCUGAGGGACAGUGUUGAGUGCCAGCGCUUGAUCAUGGAGGCCAUGAAGUACCACCUGCUGCCUGAGCGCCGCCCACUGCUGCAGAGCCCAAGGACACGGCCACGAAAGGCCACCGUGGGGACGUUGUUCGCCAUCGGAGGCAUGGACGCCACCAAGGGAGCGACGAGUAUGGAGCAGUACUGCGUACGGCGAGACACGUGGAGGCAGGUGGGUGUGCUGAGUGGGCGGAGACUGCAGUUUGGUGUAGCAGUCAUCGACCAGCGGCUCUACGUGGUCGGUGGACGAGACGGCCUCAAGACCCUUAACACGGUGGAGUGCUACAACCCGCGCAGCAACACGUGGAGCGUCAUGCCUCCUAUGGCCACGCACCGCCACGGCCUGGGUGUAGCCGUGUUGGAAGGCCCCAUGUACGCAGUAGGAGGUCAUGAUGGUUGGAGUUAUCUGAGCACUGUGGAGCGCUGGGAUCCUCAGGCCAGGCAGUGGAGCUUUGUUGCAUCGAUGGCCACGCCGCGGAGCACAGUGGGCGUAGCCGUGCUUAACAGCAAGCUAUAUGCAGUAGGAGGGAGAGACGGCAGCUCGUGUCUGAAGUCAGUCGAGUGUUUCGAUCCUCACACUAACAAAUGGAGUGCAUGUGCUCCCAUGGCCAAACGCAGAGGUGGCGUUGGCGUGGCAACCUGGAACGGCUUCCUCUACGCCAUCGGUGGCCACGACGCCCCCGCGUCCAGCCUCGCAUCCCGGCUCUCUGACUGUGUAGAGAGGUACGAUCCGAAGACGGACACGUGGACGGCUGUGGCCCCGAUGAGCGUCAGCAGGGACGCCGUGGGGGUGUGUUUACUCGGAGACAGACUGUACGCUGUAGGAGGGUAUGAUGGUCAGGUGUACCUGAACACAGUGGAGGCGUACGACCCCCAGACCAACGAGUGGACUCAGGUGGCGUCGUUGUGCUUGGGUCGAGCCGGAGCCUCUGUGGUUGCUGUCAAGCUGUGAUGCUCCGCCCCCUGAGGACUGUUACCGUGGUGAUUCUUGUACAGCUUUCUCUUUCAUUGGACAUGGAGGCAUCAGAGCACACACACACACACACACACACACACACACACACACACACACACACACACACAUUAAACAGUUCAUUUGUUUCAUUAAGUCAGUUAAUCUCCUCCUAAUGACUUGACAUUCUUUUCUUUCACCAUUGAUUUCUCCUUGUGUGGGAAAACAAGGAAUGGAUGAUCUGGAAGAGUGAAAGAAGGACAGAUGAACUAAGGGACAGAUGGAUGGAUGAGAAAGAAACGAUGGUUGAGGAGAAAAAAUAACAGGUUCCUAAUGAACCUCUCCUUCCUUUCUUGUCUCUUGUAUUCCUUUCUUUUCUUUUGAGUCAUGUGCCUUUUUUUUGUGGCCUUGUGUGUCUACUCUGCAAUGAGAGGAACAGAAAUAUAUGAAGUGUGUGAGUACGUGUGUGUGUGUGUGUGUGUGUGUGUGUGUGUGUGUGUGUGUGUGUGUGUGUGUGCGUGUGUGUGAUUCCGAUUUUUUCCCCUCUUGUUCAUUGACUUGUGUGUCAUCGUGUCUUUAGUCAGCUGUCAGUCAGACAACACAGAAAUCUUUAGAAACCACAGAGUUCAGAACACCAGGGCAGCUGCUGCGAGGCAUUAUGGGUUAUGAAUAAUUAACAAAAAGAGGUGCUAAGUUAACACACCUGUGUUCAGCGCUGACGAUGUAUAAACACAUUAAUAAAUAUUACACACUGUCGAAACAUGAACAUAUGUGUCGAUUAGCUGUCAAUCAAACCUGUGUGCUGUUCUGAUUGGCUGUAAGGUCGGGGUUCUGUCUGAUUCCCCAGAGGGAGGUUAAACGUUGUAACUACACUAACCUCAUGGAUGGAGAGGUGGAGGAGUGACGAGCAAAGAGUGAACACAGUGAGACAGAAGGAGGGUAAGAGUGAUGGAGCGUGAGACAUAUGGAGAGUGAGACAGAAGGAGAGCGAUACAUAUGGAGAGUGAGGUGAAAGGAGGGUGAGAGAUAUGGAGAGUGAGGUGGUAGAGAGUGAGACAUGGGGAGUGAGGCGGUGGAGACAGACAUGGAGAGUAAGACAUAUGGAGAGUGAGACAUGGAGAGUGAGACAUGGAGAGUUAGACAUAUGGAGAGUGAGACAUAUGGAGAGUGAGACAUGGAGAGUUAGACAUAUGGAGAGUGAUGUGAUAGAGAGUGAGGCGGUGGAGACACAUAUGGAGAGUGAGACAUGUGGAGAGUGAGACAUGUGGAGAGUGAGACAUGGAGAGUGAGGCGGUGGAGACAGAUAUGGAGAGUGAGACAUAUGGAGAGUGAGGUGAUAGAGAGUGAGACAUGAAGAGUGAGGCGGUGGAGACAGACAUGGAGAGUGAGACAUAUGGAGAGUGAGACAUGGAGAGUUAGACAUAUGGAGAGUGAGGUGAUAGAGAGUGAGACAUGAAGAGUGAGGCGGUGGAGACAGAUAUGGAGAGUGAGUCAUGGAGAGUGAGACACAUGGAGAGUGAGACAUAUGGAGAGUGAGGUGGUGGAGACAAACAUAUGGAGAGUGAGACAUGGAGAGUGAGACAUAUGGAGAGUGAGGUGAUGGAGAGUGAGACAGAAGGUAAUUUAGCAGCAGAAAAAGGACAGAGUCUGAAAUACGAGAUGAAAAGGCAGAAAACGAGGACAAAAAUGGGGCCAGUGUCUGAGCUCAAAAUGGAAGAAGUGUAGAAGCUCAGCCUCAGACUCAGACAGCGAUGAUUACACACACAUCAGAUAUGAUUUAAUCCCUCGUCACUACACACUCACUGAAUGCUGAGAGAAAAGAAACAGAUUCUGUGUUCAGGGAAAACAGCAGAGAGGAGAGAGACGUGGGGGGGGGGGGGGGACACAGGCCUUCAGGACAAGAUGGAUUAUUACAGUAGCUCGAGCUAACUAACGCUAACGUAGUAGAUAUUUAGCUUUAAUAACACUACAUCACCACAUCCUGCUGUAAAAAGGGUGUCAUUUUUCACCAGUUUCUACAAGAAACACUUUUAAAAGACAUUUUCUUUUUUCCACCAAAGUGAUUUUACAUUUUUUUAAAUUAUUUUAUUUAUUUUUAAAGUGAUUUUGUUUCCUUUGUUAAUGUAACUUACACAUCAUCAUUUUUAUACAAGCUCGUGCUGCUGUCUGUCAGCGGCGUUGUAUCCUGUGGAUUACGGUGCGGUUUGUUUCCUGUUGAAUCCGAGCGGUUCUUUCACCUGAUGAUGGGAGUGACAGAGAAUCAGGUGUCAUGUCCUCAUGUUUACACUGUUAUUAUACUGAUCCAUCACUCGUCCUCUAAAUCUCAUUCUCUUCUGUGGUUUUUUUAUUUUUAAUCUUACAGUCUGGUGUGUGUAGGAGUGUGAGAUUGUGUGUGUGUGUAGGAGUGUGUGAUUGUGUGUGUAAGAUUGUGAGAUUGUGUGUGUGUAAGAUUGUGAGAUUGUGUGUGUGUAGGAGUGUGUGAUUGUGUGUGUAAGAUUGUGAGAUUGUGUGUGUGUAGGAGUGUGUGAUUGUGUGUGUGUGUAGGAGUGUGUGAUUGUGUGUGUGUAGGAGUGUGAGAUUGUGUGUGUGUAGGAGUGUGAGAUUGUGUGUGUGUAAGAUUGUGAGAUUGUGUGUGUGUAAGAUUGUGAGAUUGUGUGUGUGUAGGAGUGUGAGAUUGUGUGUGUGUAAGAUUGUGAGAUUGUGUGUGUGUGUAGGAGUGUGUGAUUGUGUGUGUGUAAGAUUGUGAGAUUGUGUGUGUGUAAGAUUGUGAGAUUGUGUGUGUGUAGGAGUGUGAGAUUGUGUGUGUGUAAGAUUGUGAGAUUGUGUGUGUGUGUAGGAGUGUGUGAUUGUGUGUGUGUAGGAGUGUGUGAUUGUGUGUGUGUGUAGGAGUGUGUGAUUGUGUGUGUAAGAUUGUGAGAUUGUGUGUGUGUGUAGGAGUGUGUGAUUGUGUGUGUGUAGGAGUGUGUGAUUGUGUGUGUGUGUAGGAGUGUGUGAUUGUGUGUGUGUGUAGGAGUGUGUGAUUGUGUGUGUGUAGGAGUGUGAGAUUGUGUGUGUGUAGGAGUGUGAGAUUGUGUGUGUGUAAGAUUGUGAGAUUGUGUGUGUGUAAGAUUGUGAGAUUGUGUGUGUGUAGGAGUGUGAGAUUGUGUGUGUGUAAGAUUGUGAGAUUGUGUGUGUGUGUAGGAGUGUGUGAUUGUGUGUGUGUAAGAUUGUGAGAUUGUGUGUGUGUAAGAUUGUGAGAUUGUGUGUGUGUAGGAGUGUGAGAUUGUGUGUGUGUAAGAUUGUGAGAUUGUGUGUGUGUGUAGGAGUGUGUGAUUGUGUGUGUGUAGGAGUGUGUGAUUGUGUGUGUGUGUAGGAGUGUGUGAUUGUGUGUGUAAGAUUGUGAGAUUGUGUGUGUGUGUGUAGGAGUGUGUGAUUGUGUGUGUAAGAUUGUGAGAUUGUGUGUGUGUAGGAGUGUGAGAUUGUGUGUGUGUAAGAUUGUGAGAUUGUGUGUGUGUAAGAUUGUGAGAUUGUGUGUGUGUAGGAGUGUGAGAUUGUGUGUGUGUGUGUGUAGGAGUGUGUGAUUGUGUGUGUGUGUAGGAGUGUGUGAUUGUGUGUGUGUGUGUAGGUGUGUGAUUGUGGGCCAGGUGUUUGUUCUGACAUCGGGAUGCUUCGUUGCUCUUUAUACUUUAAAAUAAUUUUCUAGUCCCCUCCGUUAUCAGUAUUUAAGUAUGACGCUAUUUUUUGACUGUUGCUACGGUUACAUCAGGGGUCGUUACCUCAAUACAGACUAUAGCUAUAAAUAAAUCUAUUACUUUAAUUCGUUAGUUUGUCUUUUGCCUGGGAAAACUGGUAUAUAUUGUUCUAGGAACGUUGGCAUAUUAUAUUCUUUACAUUGGGACAAAAUUAUAUUCCCUUGGUUGGAAAAACUAGGCAAGAAACUGGGAUGCAAUAUUCCAUAUUUUGGGAGGAUUGGUACAUACACUCUGGGAUAUAACGCUCUGUUUCAGGAAAACUAGUGGAUUUAAUAUAUUCCUUGACCUGUGAGAACUGGAAUGUACUAUAUUCCCUGUCUCAGGAAAAUUAGGAUAUAUUAUAUUCCCUUUCCUGGGAACACUGGGAUAUAAGUAUCCUGGAGGUUUGAGGCAGCAUCAGUAUCAUGCACCAUGUAGAUUUAGGUCUAGUCUUAACUCUGACCUGUUUUUCUGUACUAUGUUUGGGGUUCAGUUUUAUUGACAUCCCGGUAGAACAACACAAACACCUUCCAGCCAAUCAGAAACGAGUAUUUACCAUGAUCGCUGUAUGAAUGCGAACCGAACAGAUUGAUGUUACAGAUCAUCAUACGUGUGUUAUAUCCUUGUGUAUAUAUAAUAUAUGUUGCUGUACAGCGUUGUAUAAUAAAUAUUCACUUCUCAUGGAGCAGUGAUGCUUGUUGUA